GAAUUUGCUAGUUUUAAUUUCGGGAAUAGAUUUUGCUUAUGAUUCGGAACCUAGCUUUCAAUAUUUGCAGAAAUACCAAUAUGCAAUGUAUCAUUCAUUCUCUCUUCCAGAGUCAAGCGUUGCCAUUGUAUUAAUUUAUUUUACAUACAAAAAAUUAAAGCACCGCUUCGACUUCUAAAAUUUAUCUCUUACUUGAGUAUCAGUUAUCACAUUUAACUGCAGAAAAUGAUCUUUUAACCGAUGGUUUCUGUGCUCAAAUAUACAGUCAAUAAUUUAUUGCUAAUUAUUGGGAUAAAAAACUUUUUAUCCACAUAUUAGUUGCUAUUAAAAAGACAUUUUAAACAAGAACAAAACGGAGUAAUAUGGAAUACUGAGCGAAAAUAAUAUUGGAUUUAUCGAAUUGAAAAUUGAAGAAUAUUGUGAAAUAUUGAAACAAAACGGAAAUAUGACGUCACUAAAGGAAAUGUGUGAAAUGGUUGAUGACUUCGUCGCCAAUGGUGGAUCGACGACGAAAAUAGAUGGAUCGAACGAAUUCUGGAAAAAGUUAAAUAAAGACUCGGCAGUCGCUCAACUGUACACAGAAUGUCUCAUCUACAAGUAUAUUGCAGUAUCGUAUGGAUUAGGAGGAAGACCAUUGUUCAACACUUUAAGUCAAAUCAAGAACAUAUCUGCCCCGGGCAGCCCCCACCACAAAAGCGAUCUAUCGGGGAAAUCCCCAAGUGCGAGUCCUCGGGGAUCUUUGACCCCUACCGGGAAGUCAAAAAGAGGAAGUGGAAAUUUUGAUCAGCCCAUACCUGAAAACAAACCAACACCAAAGAAAAAAUUCAAUAUCAGUCGAAGGAAAAGUGAAGACUCAAAAAAAUCAAAAAAAGAAUUGGCAAUCGAGAACUCGGAUUUUAGGAGAAAAAGUAAAAGUGUGUCGAAGCCUAAUAUCGUACAGGAAACAGAAAAUACAAGAGCAGAAAAAGAAAAUCUUCAACAAAAAUCAGAUUUGGAUAGUGUUCUCAUAUCUCUCACAUACCUGGCUAAAAUGUGCGAUUUGACUCGUUGGGAUUUUACAAAACUGAGAGACGUUUUUCUCAUUUGGAACAAAGCGCGCGGUUGGGAACAGAAUUCUUCAGACUAUGAAUUCUCUGUUAUGAAAAGAUUCUCGAUGGCACCGGCAGCUAAUGUUUAUGAUAUGAAUCAUUUAACAAAAUGUGUGAACGACGUUUUAUCUUCUGUUAGUCAUGAAACGGGAGAAUUAUCAGUUUGCAAGAGUAAAAUUGUCGGAGAAAGCGUUAAAUACUGGGAAAUACGUCACAAAAUACUUGCCAGGCCGGAAGAAGCUAUUUCCGUCAUCAAAUGCCUGACAGAAGUAGCCAAAAAGAUUUUUGAAGACGGAGAGGAAAAUAAAAUUUUACCGUUAUUGCAUAUUUUAUCAGAGACAAUAAUAAUGAGUCCUCACACUCCGUUAGAGCUUCUACAAGAAUGUUACAGCACAUUUGAAAUGUUUUAUGUUUGGCCGUCUUACGUCGCACAUCCUGUUAAGGAAGUAUUGGAUAUGAUACAACUUGAAAUGAAAUGCCCAGGUCAUUUUUAUCGGAUGAUAUUUUUCCAAGACAACGAAAUUCCUCUGGCUGACUACCUAUCAGCUAAAAUGCCAUCUUCCGAAACCCAUGUUUUCAUUGACGAAAGUAUACCGGAAUGUGAAGCUGUUAUGGAAGCUUUCGGAAAACUUCGUGAGACUCGUGGAUCUUCAUCGAAACUAACAGAUGAAACCGGGAUGUUUCGAUACGUAAUGAAACAUAUAUUUGAAUCAGUGUAUGGAGCAGACUGUUGUGAUUUGGCAACAUUGGAGCAAUCUUUAGAGAGUAUACCUUCCGAGCUGGUCCCGGAACUAUGUCAUGAAGCACUCUCGAUCAUGGAAAGAGCCUCCACCAUGAAAACGCACGGAGAAGCACAAGAUUUUUUGCGCGUGGAACUAGAAACGUUUUCAGAAAAACUUGUCGAUUUUUUAGAAGACAAAGUCGGCGAAAAAGAUGCGUCAGAUAUGGCUGAAAAAGAUCCAUUGAGUCAUCUGAAAGGGUCGGGCCAUCGGAGAGUUAGCGUUCUAUACGAAACCUGUCGAAUUCGAGAUCCAUCGUCUCCAGCUCGGUCUUCUUCUGUCGGACAAUCUGGCGCUGUCCUACCGGGCACCCCACGGAGAAACAAUUCGUAUUUACGACGAACAGCUUCAGGAAGUUUGGACAAUCAAACUGGUGCAAAGAAACUUGCAACAAAAGCAAAUUCUCUGGCAAAAGAUACUCCAGCAGAGCUGAUUGGGUCCAAGGUUUCUUUAUACACAUUUGACAAAUCUGAAUUGUCUGAUACGAUGUACGAACUUGUGCGAAACAGUGCGAAAGAAUAUGUUCAGGAAAAGAAAAGAAGUACAAGGAAAAGCAUCGGGAGAAAAAGAGCAGAUUCAGCUCACCUUGAUGACCAGGAUGCUUAUCGUGACAGUGGUGUCAUUGACGAUGAAGAAUCAAAUAAUGAGACAAGAAAUCUAACUACAGCUGUGCAGCAUCUUCGCAUAGAAGAAACAGAAGAAGAGUCGUACAAAACAAAUGUAGUAUUACGAAACAAAGGAGAUAAAACUCCACUUUCUAACUCUUCCAGUACAGACGAUUCAGAAAUAUCUUUCACAAAAUUAGCCGAGGCGGAAGAUAGCGAUAGUUUUUGGAAAGAAUUCAGUGAAAAGGGUUUUGAUCAAGAGGAAAAUGACGAUUUAACAUCGUUACUAAAAUCAAUGACUUUUGAUCAAAGAAAAUCAUUUUUAUUGGAAAACACAAUAAAACGACGACAGAGUAGUUCGGUGGAACCGGUGCAUUCGAGCAUAACGGAAAGCGAGAUAAUAGUAAACGAGAGAGACAUACCUCCAUGCUCUUCUCCGACGAUUAUGAUUGAACGUAGCGAAUCCAUAGAGACCACGACAUCGAGCCAGAUUGAGACGGAGGUAUCCGUUGAGUCUGGACCAAAUGAACAAAACAUUACUAUGAGACGAAAAAGAAAUGAAAGCAAGAAGUAUAAUAGGUUAUCAAGGUUUGUGCGUAGCAAACGACGAUCAAUCAGGAAAGACAAAAAGGAAGGAGAAUUAGAGACAAUUUCGGCCGCAGAAUCUCGUGACUCUGUAUCUUCGAUGUCAUCAACACAAUCGUCUACAACUUCAGAUGAAUUAGUUGAUGCACAAUCAUUGCGCACAAGAACAGCUUCAGAUCCGGUGUUUGGACGUAAAAAGCGUGAGAGGUGGACCCGGGGAACAAUUGGUGCGUCUUCAUCACCUCUGAUAACUAAAAACAAACGCAGUAAAUUGAACGUUGACGUAAGCCCUAGAUCUUCCUUCAACUUGAGCAUAAGAUCACUUCCAGGACAUGAUAGAACUAGCAUUAUAGGAAAUGAUAUUUUCACUGAUGGAAAACAGCAACAAAUGGAAAACCAUUAUGAUCCGACCAGGACGAAUAAAGCUUCUACACCCACGGAUGGAGAAAGUCCUAGAAAGUCAACGUUUUUGAUAGGAGCAGGCGAAGAUGACGAAGACGCACGUCGAAGAAUCGAUUCCGGAAUUGGUCACGAGCACGCUUCUGAUGCAAUGAGGAAAAGAACGUUUUCUUCCUUCGGCAAAUUUCGUGAACCAGAAGACCACGGUAUCGGUGGAGUAAAGUUUGCAGUCAAGGAGGCUAUGAGGGCGAGCCGUCGUGGUCGAAUAUCGAUUUCCGAUGCUUUAGAAGAACGAACCAUUCACAAGAAAGUUGUGAAACUUGUAUUUGUUGGGAAUGACAAGACCGUGGGCCACAUGGCUCGGGCCUACUACAGUUUAAGGAAACGUCAAGUUACAAGAGCACCUUUGUUUCAACACAUUGAUCUGAGAUUAUACUUUAUUCCAAUAGGCUCGAAUCAGCCUGUUGCAAAUGACAACAUUUUAAGUAGAGCAGAUGUACCGGCGCAGUGUGACGUAAAAAUUGGGGAAUUACUGGGAACUUUCGACUCCUGGUAUCACACGGCUGUGACAUUGAGCAUCAAUAACCUUGUGCGAGUAUUGCCAAAGAUUUCUCCACCCGAAGAUAUGGACAAAGAAUACACAAAUACUUUAGGUGGAGAAAGGCAAAUCGCCAUGCAUAGGCUGCUGGCGCCACAAGAGGUUAUUGCCAGUUCACUGCUGAGUUACUCACGAUUUGCAGUCAGCAGGACAGAUAUAAAUAUGUACAGGGUUGUUAUGGUGACAAGUACGGGUGACGUCAUCACCGAUGUAUUCUGUUGUCAGUUGAAAAUUGGACACGAUGCUUAUACAACAGCUGUAAAAGCAGGAAAAUUUGGAAAGCUUGGAAAAUUAGUUGAUUUAUCUAAUGACAAUGGACCACCACCUGCUUAUACUAAAAUUGAAUAUUCAAAGUGGAGCAUCGAUCAGCAGUUGAUUUAUACUGGAAAAUUGGAGGAUACGUUUUAUCACACUGUGUGUGUUACACCAAUGGCACUUUGCAAGAAUCAUUUCAGAGGACGAGAUGUAUUGCAAUUGGUCCUUAUCGACAACGAAAAAAGAGAGAAAUCUUAUCGACGAGCAUCAAACAACAAGUUAUCAUCUCUAGAAGAAGUGGAAAUUGCAGGAAACGUGUUGGACAUCGGAACAAUGAAAAUUGAAGUUGUUCGACCAAGCCAAGGAACUUUUUCUUUGGUGAUGGAUAACUCAGAAAUCUACACAAGUAUAAAGAGUGUUGAGAUUUCACCAUGCGCAGCUCCUGAACUGGAAAUGGCCCAGAAUAAACGAAGAAGCAGGCUAUUAAGAAAUCAUUAUUUGAUGCACUUACCAAUCCGUACAUUCUGGCCUGCAACGCAAUAAGUGGAUAAAGCGUUCAUAAAAAGAAUGUGCUAUUUCAGUGACGAGUUAUAGAUUGAACCAUGCCAGAGAAUUUCAAUCAUGUCAGAGAACACGCGUAGAGAGUACAGAACAAUUAACAAUAUGCGUGUACGCCAUUUUGCGAGAGAGACAUUUUUCCUGUCGAAAGUUCACGAUCUGCAGGCGGAUCUUCGACGUUGUCAUCUUGAAACGGAAUGGAAAAGUUGAUUAUAAACUAAAAUGAAGUCAAUUGCAUCGAUGGAAGAACAUUAUACAUUUUUUCAGAUUUAUAUCUUACGUUGGCUUUAUUUUAUUUGAUUAUUUUUUAGCUUUAUCUAUGUAUUUUUAAUUUUGUUUGUUUAAACUAUUGUUUGUUUGUUUUUUCAACGUUAGAAGAUUUGAAAAUAUAUAUAACUAGUUUGAAAAAUAUCUCAUUUAAUUAGGUUAGUUAAUAGCCAUGAUAUUUGAGUCCUGUAUCGUACAAAUUAUAAAACUGAUCAAGUUUAUAUGUAUCCGUUUUAUAACAAGAUCUCGUUAUAAAUCUUUCAUAAUUUGAAUUUAAAUUUUGAUUUGGAUUGUCACAUUUGAGGAAGAAAUAUAACAGUUCAAAACUUGUGUAAUAUAACGCUCCAAUAAAAUUUGUCGUGUUCGAAUCACUUUUUAUCUGUUCUGUUUUUAAAAAACAAAAAUUUGUUUUAAAUUUUCAUAUUAAAUUGAUAGCACGUAAUAUUUUACUCACGAUUUUCUGUAAGUCAUUCAAAAUAAAACUUGCAUUUUUUGUUUCUGAAAAAAAAAAUCAAAAGAUUUGCUAAAAAUUGAUUUGAUAAAGAAAUGUUUUGAGUAAGUUAUUUUUCUACCUCUACAUUAGGUUUGUUAAGUUAAAAAUGUAAUAUUAAUACAGUGAGUCGUGGAUGAUAAUAAAUUAUGAUG
Styela clava is the source of this 5779-nucleotide messenger RNA. RefSeq lists its product as uncharacterized. Gene Ontology annotation, biological process: G protein-coupled receptor signaling pathway; positive regulation of MAP kinase activity. Lineage: Eukaryota; Metazoa; Chordata; Ascidiacea; Stolidobranchia; Styelidae. Gene Ontology annotation, cellular component: phosphatidylinositol 3-kinase complex, class IB. Gene Ontology annotation, molecular function: 1-phosphatidylinositol-3-kinase regulator activity. The record is from RefSeq and is a predicted model, not a curated record.